ACCCGGCCCAAACCCAAAAUAAUUAUUACAGAAUUCUAGAAACGUCUAAGCACGCGAACAAUGGAUUAUCCACCAAGCAACUACUGCCACUUCAGAUCCCACGUCGAUUUUCUUUUUCUGUCUCUGCUUUGAAUUGGAACGCUGAUCGUGUGUGUAUGUUUAAUUGUAUCUAUUCAUCUGUUGUUGGAAGAAAAUUUUGAGCAGGCAAGGAUGGUGGCGACGAAUUUGAAAGCAGAGACAAUGAAGCUGAUGGAGAAGCGGAGCGGCCUUGAGGUGGAGAUGAACGUCAUCAUUCAGCGUCUGUGCCAGCCCGGCGGCCCUGGUCUCUCCGGAAACCUGCUUGAUUCUGAGGGUUUUCCAAGGGCUGAUAUUGACAUUCCUGCUGUUAGAGCCGACCGGAAUAGACUUGCUGAGCUUCGUAACGAUCACAAGGAUAUUACGGAGAAGAUAGAUGCAAACAUCCAAGUGUUGCAUUCUGCUACGCUCAAACCAACAACACCUCACAUUAUCAACUCAGGGACAAAUAAUCAAGAUUCAAACAUUAGCGUGUCUUCAUCUUUUGGUGAUUCUUUUACUGGAAGUUCGUCUAGCAGCAUGGAUGUGGAUUCCGUUGUUGGCAGACCCUUUGCAAUGAUUGAUGAAAUAACUGAGGCAUCACCAGCAGCAGAAGAUGGUUUACAGCUUGGGGAUCAAAUUGUGAAAUUUGGAAGUGUGGAAAUAGGUGAUAACUUGCUGCAAAGGCUGGCUGCUGAAGCACAAAAUAAUCAAGGCCAAGCAGUGCCCCUGGUGGUAUUGAGGCAAGGUUCGUGCAUUAACACGACAGUUACUCCUAGACCAUGGUCAGGUCGGGGACUGUUAGGGUGCCAUUUCCGAAUCUUGUCAUGAUGGUGAAUUAUGCCUGCUUCUGCUCAAGAUGGUUGUGCUGAACUUAGUUUAAUUUCGGGCAUCUUUGAAAUGAAUUGUUGUUGGUUUUGCUUGGAUAAUUAAUAUUGGAAGACUAUAUGUUAAUCAUACUGGCAAAUUCUGUUAGUGGCGAGACGAGGAUUAACUAUGACAAUAUGAUUCUUGCA
Andrographis paniculata is the source of this 1070-nucleotide messenger RNA. RefSeq lists its product as uncharacterized. Gene Ontology annotation, biological process: proteasome regulatory particle assembly. Gene Ontology annotation, cellular component: nucleus; cytoplasm. The transcript has 5 exons. The record is from RefSeq and is a predicted model, not a curated record. Lineage: Eukaryota; Viridiplantae; Streptophyta; Magnoliopsida; Lamiales; Acanthaceae. The coding region runs from base 211 to 885 and encodes 224 amino acids. Gene Ontology annotation, molecular function: protein binding.